AUGUCCUACGACGCGUACGACGCUCCUCGAGAGCGCGAGCGCACCACCCGGCGCUCGUACUAUCAGGAGGAACGUCGCGAUGACAGAGACCCUCGCUACCUCGAUACGAGAGAUAAUUACCUGAGAGUCCACUCGCGCGACCUCGUGCCUAGAGCUCGCGAGGACAGCGAUCUCUCCAUUGAAGAGGUUCACCGCGACUUCCCUCCGCCGGGCUACAGAGACGUCAGACGAGCCCGCUCUGCCGAACCUGGCUACUAUGAUGACUACGACGAUCGCCGCUCACACUACUCCAAGGCGGACCGAGAGUACGACUAUGAUGAUCGCCGACGGAGCAGGAAGGCCGAGAGUGUCUACUACGAAGAGGAAGAGAGGAAGCGCCACCGGGUGCUGUCCAACCAGGAGAAGAUCAUCGCCGCUAUUGCCGGCGCUGCUCUUGCCGUGGGUGGAAAGGAGCUCUACGACCGCCGUGAGGCAAAGCAGGAAGGCAGUGACGUCCACCGAAACAUCAUGUCCUCCGCUGCCCUCGGAGCCGCUGGCGCCCUCGCCGGCUACCAAGGUGCCGACUUUUACAACAAGCGAGCCGAGAAGAGCGAGAAGAAGUCUACUCACAUCGUUCACAAGGGCCGCGAUGGCCGAGUCACUGAGUAUAUCUCCGAUGACGAAGACGACAAGCAGAAGAAGGGCCACAAGAACUUUCUGGAGAGCGCUAUCGCCGCUGCUGGCCUGGGAGGCGCCGUGAAGGCUCUGACAGGCGGAGGAAAAGACAAGGACGAUGAUCGCAGAUCCGAUACUCGCAGUCGCCGGGGCAGUCGGUCAAGAUCUCCGCAGUCGAAGGGUGGCGAAGGCGUCCAGAAGAUGCAGAAGGCCGCCAUGGCGUCUCUCAUUGCAGGAGCUACCGAGGCAUUCCGUGUGUCUAAGGAGCCAGGUGCCUGGAAGGGCGAGAAAGCAAAGCGUGUUCUGACUGCUGCAGCUGGUGCUGCCACUAUUGAUGCGGCCCAAAACCCUGACAAGGGCGGCAGUAAGCUUGGCUUGGCUGAGUCGGUCAUCGGAGGUCUCAUUGGUAAUCGCAUGAUCCACGGCUCUAGAAAAGAUAUCAUUGAGGACAAGAAGACUGGACGCAGUCGAUCACGAUCUCGCGCUCGUUCCGAGGGCGGUCACGGCGGCGUCAGUGGCCUCGCAGCUCUAGCAACAGCUGGUCUUGGAGCCGUGGCCGGCAAGAAGAUCCUGGACAACCGUGAGCGAUCUCGCUCUCGCCGUAGAGAUGAAUCCUACGACAGCCGGGAUGAGUCCCCAGAUCGACACAAGAGAAGCCGCAGUCGCAGCGUUGUAGAUGGGGCUCGACGAGGCUUGGCCAAGCUUGGCAUCGGCAAUGGUCCUGAUGACGAGCGUGACCGCGACCGCGAUCGUAGCCGCAGACGAGACUACGAUGACGAUGACUACGACUCUCGUGGCCCGUCCCGACGACACCGCGGACGCGAUGACGAAUACUACGAAGACUCGAGGAGCUAUCCUCGGGGAGGACGAGAUGAUCAUGACGACGACCGGUCGUAUCGUGAACGCGAACGCAGUCGGUCACGAGGAGCAAGAAAAGAUCGAAGGAGAGGAAAUUCCAGGGGCUCGGUAUCGAGCUCCGAUCUGGGUGACUCGGAUGACGAUGAAAAGAGAGCGAAGAAGAUGCGAGGUAAGCAAAUUCUCACCACGGGCUUAGCAGCCGUGGCCACUAUUCAUGCAGCACACAAUGUAUACCAGAGCAUGGAGAAGCGAAAUGCGCGGCACAAGGCUGUGAAAGAGGGGCGUCUAAGUGAGGCCGAGGCCCAGAAGCUCAAGACCAAGGCCAUUCUCCAGGAUGCCGCGUCUGUUGGUAUUGCUGCACUGGGUAUCAAAGGCGCCAUCUCAGAGCUCAAGGAAGCCCGAGAGUUGAGCCACGAGGUCUCGGAAUUCCAGCAGGAGAAGAUGAAGCGGCACCAACGCCGGUUGGAGCGCCAGCAUAGAUCAACAUCUUCGAGUAGUGACUACGACGGCAGACAUAGGGCUGACAACUGGUCUUCUACAGCUCCUCCGCGGUCGAGCAGGUAUGACGAUGGGCCCCGUUAUUCAGACGGGAACCCGUACGCUGCCCUCCCCGCCCCUCCUCUCGGUUACGACAGGAGAUGA
This is a messenger RNA of Phaeoacremonium minimum UCRPA7, 2154 nucleotides long. RefSeq lists its product as hypothetical. Bases 1 to 2154 code for a protein of 717 amino acids. NCBI's taxonomy places the organism in Eukaryota, Fungi, Ascomycota, Sordariomycetes, Togniniales, Togniniaceae. The record is from RefSeq and is a predicted model, not a curated record. The transcript has a single exon.